Messenger RNA from Nothobranchius furzeri (turquoise killifish), 3410 nucleotides. RefSeq names its product cholecystokinin A receptor (gene cckar). Gene Ontology annotation, molecular function: neuropeptide receptor activity; gastrin receptor activity. Gene Ontology annotation, biological process: neuropeptide signaling pathway. The record is from RefSeq and is a predicted model, not a curated record. NCBI's taxonomy places the organism in Eukaryota, Metazoa, Chordata, Actinopteri, Cyprinodontiformes, Nothobranchiidae. Gene Ontology annotation, cellular component: plasma membrane.
AGGAAACACCUUCUGACAAGGACCGAGUUCAUUCACCUUUUAUAUCUGGAGAGGAGGGGUCGGUGGUCUGGAAGGCGGGCUGAGCGGUGCAGAAGGAGAUUCAUCCACAUGUCAGGACCUGAGAGCGCACGGUCAGAGCGCGCAGACGCUCGGAGAGGUGCUGCUGUCUGCGUCUGUACUUUAAAACUCGCCCCGUCCUCCAGAGAAACCGAUCUGUCUUUGAAGAGCAUGAACCCGGCGGUCCGAAAGACGGAUUUCACCUGAACCCACCGAGGAAGCAGGAAAAGAAGCAGCAUGGAGACGUUUACCAUCCAUGACAUGCUCAUCAACUCCACCGAACUGAACAAGAUUUUGUGCAGUAUUGGAGUCAAGAAUAUUUCAGAUUGUGACAGCGAACAGGGCCCGCCGCCCGAACCGAAAGACAUCAACCAGACCGUCCGGAUCAUCCUCUACAGCCUCAUCUUCCUCCUGAGCGUCCUGGGUAACAGCCUCAUCAUCGCCGUCCUGGUGAGGAACAAGCGCAUGAGGACCGUCACCAACCUGUUCCUGUUGUCCCUGGCCGUCAGCGACCUCAUGGUCUCCCUGGUGUGCAUCCCCUUCACCCUCAUCCCCAACCUCAUGAAGGACUUCAUCUUUGGCAUCAGCAUAUGCAAGCUGGUCAUGUACUUCAUGGGUGUCUCAGUGAGUGUUUCCACCUUCAACCUGGUGGCCAUCUCUCUGGAGCGCUACAGCGCCAUAUGCAACCCAUUGACUUCCAGGGCAUGGCAGACAAAAUCCCACGCUGCUAAGGUCAUCACUGCCACAUGGGUGGCAUCCUUAAUCCUGAUGCUGCCGUACCCCAUCUCCAGCACCCUGAAGUCCUUCACCCGCCUCGACAACAGCACAGGACACAUGUGCCGCCUGAUGUGGCCCAACAGUGUCAUCCAACAGUCCUGGUAUGUGUCUCUGCUGCUGCUCCUCUUCCUGAUCCCAGGCAUCGUCAUGAUGAUGGCCUAUGGGCUCAUCUCGUUGGAGCUCUAUCGAGGAAUCAAGUUUGAGCUGUCCAGCAGGAAAUCUAGCCGAGAAAGACAGCCGAGCACCGGCAGCAUCAAGCCAGGCGACAGCGAUGGCUGCUACUUACAGCCAUCUAAAAGGAAGAGCGUAACCUUGGGUGCAGGUAUCAGUCCCAACUCCACCAGCACAUUCUUGGUGGGUCGUGUGUGCAGCAACAGCUCUACAUCCAACCUAAUGGCCAAGAAGCGCGUCAUCCGCAUGCUCUUGGUCAUCGUCUUCCUCUUCUUCCUGUGCUGGACUCCAGUCUACGUGGUCAAUGCAUGGCAGGCCUUCGACCCACGCUCGGCCUACCGCUUGACGGGUGCCCCCAUCUCCUUCAUCCACCUGUUGUCCUACAUCUCAGCCUGCGUCAACCCCAUCAUUUACUGCUUCAUGAACAAGCGCUUCCGUCAGGGCAUGCUGGCCACCUUCACCUGCUGCCAGUGCACCAAGAGGGGCCUCGGUAGGAGCAGCAGCUCGGGGAGGUCAACUGGGACCAGGAUGACUAGAGGAGACAAGGCCCAAUCAAAAACAGGGACAAAGAGUCCUGAGCAUAAUGGCCAUACUCCUCCAAGUGGUGCCAGCACACAAUUUACAUACACCGGCAUCCGUGGAUCAGCCUGGAGCGAGCGGACGUAACCUGGACCUGUAGGCGUAGCGUUUGGAUACAUCAGGAGAACAUUUUGUAAAGCCCCCACGGUGCUUAAAGGACAUGUUUACUUCCAGUUCUGGUUUUUAUCUCUAUAACAUAACAGGGGUAGAUAAGGGAAGGACUUCUGAACAUUCAGUGCUCUCACAGCAGAGCUGGCCCAGGCCAGGCCCCACCCAUGGUCCUAGCGGGCCACCAUCCAGCAAGUUUUAUUUGUUCCUCAGCUCCAAAACACCUGAAUCAAUGAUUGAGUUAAGCCUGAUUCAUGCUUCUCCGUCAGCUCCAACAGAGAGAGACACGCACGCAUGGAUGGAGACAUUUUGCUCUCAUACUUCUCAGUCUCCUGGAGAGUGUUGCAAAGCAAUUCCCCGGCAGGACAACAGAGGGCGUAACGCUGUUCUGUGGUAACCUGUCAUGUAUCGGUCCAAGAUAGUGUUUUUAUAUUGUGUUUUUUUGUAAAUAAGAGACUUUUUAACACGGACAAAUUUGUCUCUCAUCCUCCUCCACCUCUCCAUGCGCUCGCCACCUCUAAACCCUCGUUUCCUGUCAUUUCCGUCCACAAAUAAAACGCUUGCCGCGCAUCUUUUCACUCCUCCAGUCACGGGGGAAUGAAACGUUCAUGUUUUUAGUUUUUUCACGAGGUAUUCUUCAAGCUUCUCCGUGUCUGCCACUAGUUAUUCUCGGCUCUCUUUUAGUUUUAGAGGGCGCAAUAGCAGCGACGACAGCGGUGCCCUGACCAAUCACACGCUUGCGUUCUCCGUCUCGACGGACGGAUGUUUAGAAAAGAGAGCUGGACACCGUACGUCCUUGCGGGGCUCUCCAGCAGGCCCGCAAGGACGGAUAAUGGCGUUGCGUGUCUCCGCACUGACGCAGACGCAUGAAUCUGGCUUUACCUGUUCAGCAGGUCCUCAAGCACUACAGAAGCUCAUUAAUCACACUCUUAUUAAAAUAAAGCACAGUAGGCAGGGACACUACUAAAACAUGCUGGAUAGAGGCCCUCGAGGACCAGGGCUGGAAACCCAUGCUCUAUAGGUUACCCUAUACCAGGAGCACUCAAUUCCGGGCCUGGAGGGCCGGUGUCCAUCAUGUUUUAGCGGUUUCUCUCCUCCAGCACACUAGAUUCAGUGGUUGAAUCACCUGUGCAGCAGCUCACCAGGCUCUGCAGAAGCCUGGUAAUCACCUCCUGACUGAACUCAGGAGUGUUGGAGCAGGGUAAAAACUAAAAUGUGCUGGAUACCGGCCCUCGAGGCCUGGAAUUGAAUAGCCCGGCCCUAUUCCAUUAGAAGAUACACCAGCGGUGACAUUUUAAAUGAUUAAUACAUCAAGACAAAUCCUCUUUGUUACAAAUUAAGGAGUUCCAGACCGAGCUUGGUGAUGGGCCCUGUUGAAUGACCUGACAUUCGGUCUAUGGGCCAACUUGGCAAAGACUUUAAAAACAUUCCAAAUACUUAACGACACCUACUGGCCAAAAAUGGGAGUCUUAUUUACAUCAUCACACCAGGCGCUUCUAAUUUUGGUAAACUCCCACGUCUUUCCUAGCAAACAUCUGCCUCUCUGAUAAUCUCCCCGCGGUAGCUUCAGAUCUCCAACCUCGUGUCCUUGGCCCCCUGCGCCAACGCAACAUCAGAACAUUUGGUGGGAAUUGUCGCACCUGCCGCUCCUCGUCAAACGGUGGACUCCUGCCAUCACCUAGGUGAUACUUACCAUUAAAUUUGAAAGCAUCAAUGUA